GUUGCUGUGGAAGUAAACAAACGCAUACCGGUGAUUACACGCAUUUUUCCUGUCAAAAUUUUGUUUUUACUGUUGUUAUUGAUUCUGUUCGGUAUGUUAAGAUGACUCCAUAGACUCGCCACUGUUUUCAACUAAUUUCGGAUCGCUAGUGAGCUGUGUAAGGUACCAGUCAAAAUGGGGGACAAAAACAGGGGUACCAGUCCAUAUGACGAUGACUAUAGUGACGAUUUCGAUGAUGAUGCAUCUGAUGUCGGUAAUCGGCGCUACAAAACUCGGUCUCCCUUGACCAGAACUGCUUCAGGUCAUGAGGUUAAACGUCCGAAGGAUUCUCGAAGUUCAGAUUCUAAGUUGUUGAGAAAGAAUAUACAAGCUGCCACAGGGGUAUACACUCCGCGGCGAGAUCGGUCAAAUCGAGGGCGGGGGCGUGGAAGAGGUGGCCGGAUGACAGGUCGAUCUAGUCAGGAGUCGCAUGUCGAUAAUAUCACCAGACGUGUUCUCUCCGCAAGGCGUCUAAAAAUCAACGAAAUACAAAACAUGAAUCAGGAAUUUCAAGCGCAACUUCGUGAGCUUAAAGAAGAAAAUAAAUUACUAAAGAAAACUCAGCAUCGGACUGAUAAAGCAUUACAAAGGUUCGAAGAUCGUGAAAGCGAUCUUCCACAGUUAAUACAAAGACAGAAUAAUGAGGUGCGAAGUUUAAAAGAUCAAAUUCGAAAAUGGCGGGAAAAAUUUGAAAAGACGGACAGAUAUUUACGUGAUGCCGAGGAUGAAUUGGAAAAAGCAAAAAUCAAAUUGAAAAAAUUGAAAAGUUUAGCAGACGAAAAAGAAUUACCGGAAAGAGCCGAGUUAAAUAAAAAAUUAAAUAAUGCAGAAUUAGACAUGGAAGCAAAGGAUGUUAAAAUUAAGGAAUUGGAGCGUUACAUCCAGAACCUUGAAAAAAACCAUCGGCAUGAAAUCGGCAUUGAGCGGGCCCGGAACAAAGAUGUUCAUAAACAAAUCGCUCAACUCAGGGAAGAAAAUGACAAACUUAACAACUCCGUCAAGGAAAAAGAAAAGGAGAUCCAAAUAAAGAACAUCUAUGUAAAUCGGGCUCAGCAGAAACCGCCACACCGUCUUCCCAACUCGUAUAAUGGUACACCCCAUGGAACCCCACCACCUGCUAGAAGACGUCGCCAAUCAUUUUCUGAGGCGGAUAAAAUGACCCCGCGUGAUCGGGCAAAAAAGAUGGAAGAAAAACGACGAGAGGAAUUGAAGAGGCAACGUGAGCUGAAAAUGGCCUCAAAAAAACCUGGUGAAUUUUUAUACGUGGACGAGAAAAACCCAAGACACAAUAUAUCAGGAACCAAUAUAUCAGGAAACAAUAAAUCGGGAAACAAUAAAUCAGGAAGCAAUGUUACGCAUGCGGACAAGAUCCGUCGUGAGAAGGAGUUGCGUGAGAUGGCGGAGGAAGAUGAACGCCUCAACACGGAGCGGCGUGAGAGGGAGGAGAGAGAAAGACAGGAGGCUGCAGAGCGGGAGAGAAGACUGAAUGAGGAGGCUCAGCAGGACAUGGAGGAUCGCAGGAUGCGAGAAGAACGAGAGAGGAUGAAACGGGAAUCCCUGGAACGGGAACAGAGAGAACGGGAAAAACGGGAGCGUGAAGAGAGAGAACGGGAACGGAGGGAGAAACGGGAAAAGGAAGAACGAGAUAGACGGGAACGGGAGCGGUUGGAACAAGAAAGACGCGCAGCUGAGGAACGAAGGCGGUUUGAGGAUGAUGUUUCAAUACAGGCAGAGAGAAAGAAGAAAGAUGACAUUCUGGCGAAAUUGCGAGAAAUUGAUGAAGGUGGCGCUGGAAAGAAAAAGGAAAAAGAAAAUAAAGCUCCGUUGGAUGAUCCUUUCUUUGUUACUCAGGUGAAAGAGGAUAGCAUUGACUCGGUGUCAAGCAAAAAGAGUUACACUUUCACAAAACCUACCGAAAAUUUGCAUAAGGGUAAACCAGCGCACAAGGAUCGAGCGCCAAAUAAUGGCUUCACUGUAGGUCCUGGUAGGAAAAAGCGAGAUGAUGUGAAUCAUUUAGAAAGUGGCGGUUAUAACCCAACAUUUGGGUCAAAUCAGAGUGGAGCAACCUCAAAGGGGGCAACCAAGACAUUUUCGUUGUUCGAUGAUGAUGAUUCUAAGUCGAGGUCAACAGCCCCACCAAAGCCAGCACAAAAAUCAAGGUUACUUGAUGAUCUGUUUGGUUCGUCGGAAAAAGAGGGCCCUAAACAUAAUGACAUUUUCUCGACCUCGAAACCUGCUCAAAAAAGUCAAGCAAGGGAUUCUCGGUCAAAAUUCCCCUGGGAAGAGGAUGGGCCUUCGCGCAAUCAGACUGGAGCCUUUAAAGCUAACCGGGAAAAUUCAGCGACUUUGUUUGGUGGUGGAAGUGCGCUAGUAAAUGAUGAAGACUUACAUAAAUCUCAGGUUCGGACAAAUGCUAAUGCCUCACUUCCGCGUCGUCCGAAACAGACAACGACCGCUUUCAGUUCACGUCCUACUGUAAAUGCAGUCGAUCAUUUUGACGAUGAUAUAGAAGAAGUAAUUUUGUGAAAAGGUUUUAAAAAAUGAACAAAAAGGCAAUUAUGUUUUAUUAAAGACAUUUAUCAAAUCUGUGAUAAUAAUAAUAUUAUAAUAUUUAUAAUUGUGUUAAGAAUUGUAUAUUUAUGUUAAAAUAAUUUUUCUCAGUUAUAGAUCUUGCGGUAGGACCAUUCAGUAUAUAUAAAAAAACAUUCUGUGAUUCGUGUUGUUUGUAUAUUUAUUUGUAAGUGCUUUUUAUUACGACGUCUGGUUUUGUUUUGACAACGUUGAACAAAAUUGCAUUUUAACUACACAAUAAAUUUUCUCUUAUUUUAUCACACUGUUUAUGGAUAUUAAAGAUAGAUAUUAAUAACUUCCCGGUAAUGGUACUAAAGCUUUAAAAUAACAUCUUUUUCUACUGUAAAUUCGAAAAAUGUUUUUUUAAUAGCCGGUUUUCAUACAGUGUUUGUUUUACUUUUCACUUUUUGUUUUGCCAAAAGGGAUUUAUUUGCCAUACCACACUGUAUAUAAAUGCAAAGUUAGAUUCAGUAACUUUAACAUUUAUUUAUUUUUAUUUUUAUUUUGGUUUUGUUUUAAAAUCUUGACAAAAAGAAACUGAAAUGUAUGCAAUGUUGAAUGUCUAAGGGCAGUACGAUAGUUUGCCAGUAAUCAUUGAUGAAAUUGUUCUUUUGACCUGCUGGUAGUAAAUUAUUGUCAUAAAUAUUGUAGUGAUAUGUUUAUAUAAUUAUGUUUUAAAUUAUGUAUUUUUAGAACAAUAAUACAAGCAUAUAGAUAAUCACACAUAAAGAAAUCAUGAAGAGUAUACUAAUCUUCAUUUACUUUCAAAUUGUAUACAUAUUACUAAAAUUGUUUGUUAAUGCUUUAAUGGAAAAGUGCAUUUAUUUUAUUUCUAUUCGUCAUCAUUUAUACAAAGUCAUAAAAUUUCAAUCAAAUACUUAAUCAUUUUUUGGCAUGGGGUGAACAACACUAAAAGGUAAAAUGCGUUAGAUAGUAAUUACAAUGCCAAAACAUGUCCAUAAAAUUACAAUAUGACACCGACCAUGGUUUAACAUCUGAAUUGAAAUUUAUUAACAAAAGGUACUUCAAAAAAACUUUUUUGCAAAUUGCAAAGUUUACAUGUACCUUUUCCGUUAAGGUGAAAUUUGGUCAAAAAUUUAUUUCAUGUGCAUAAUAUUUAUGUUUGCAAAAUUUAUGUGGAAACUAAGGGAAUUUAAGUGUGUUCAGUUAUAAAAUGAAUAAAUGGUUCAUUUGAUAAUUACAUCAAUUUCAUUAUCUAUUGUCUUUAUAUAUAUGUAUUUAUUAUUUGCUUUGCAUAUUUCACCUAUUUUCAUUAGUCGAGGGUCUGUCACGUGACAAACUAUUGAUAAACAUGGGCAAAAAGUGAUAUGUUGUAAAUGCAUAGGUAUCAUGUGACAUGAUGUCGUACGUCAGUAUGAUAAAAAGGUCGGAAAAUAAUAAAUGUCAGUGAAGUUCUUUAGUUAAAAAAACUUUUUUGGACGUAAUCGAUAGCUGUUUUGGUUCAAAAUGAGAUUUUUACUAAAAGCAUGUUAUAAAUCAUGAAUAGAAUGGGACAUAAAAAAGUGAUAUUCACCUCAACCUCAUCUUGACAAAUAUCACAUUCUAUGGUCACAUUCUAUUGUACCUUAUCAUCAGUAAAUAACUGUGUAAUUUAAAGGCAUAGAAAACUGGAUGCGAUAUUAAUAUACAUGUAUGUCACAUUGCAUUGAAGUAAAGAAAAGAGUAAAACAUAGCCAAUGAAGAACACUUACAUUCUUAAGAUUGAAGCAGGCAUUAACCCCAUGCCAAUUUCCCACAUUAGUCAAAAUAUGUUUGCAUAAUCAUUUACAGAACAAAAGCUUUUACAUUAUUUAGUAUAUAUAUAUAUUUAUUGAGAAUCUGUUAGUGAAUCUGUUAUUGAAUUUUUCUUUGAAUUUCAACUCUCUUCUAUAAUGUAUAUUGUAUUUUGUUUUUGACACAAGUCUUAUGUUAAGGAGAAAGAGGGCUGUUUCAAAAAAGAUCGCGAUCUUAGUCGUAAAUUGAAUCAUUGUAGUGUCAUAGUUUCGUUAUUUAACUGCAUACCUGUGGUAAUUAAACUUUAGCCAACUUUGAAAAUGAACACAAAGCUGAGGAAAAUUGAAGUUACGACUAAAAUCCUCCUUUAUGGAAACGACCCCCUGAGAGAGUAUUUCUAUUAUGCAAAAAUCAUAAGAAGGAAAUAAGACCACAAUUAAAAAAUACCUUGAUUGGCCUUACCCCACCCUCAUUUUGAAAGGUGGGUAGGUAGGUUUUUUGAUGUGCUUUUCCUACUUUCCAACGCAUUUGAUUAGUAUUUAAAAGUGGCAAAAAAUAUUACAUUUUUUACUGACUUAGAUUUUUUUUAAAAAGAGGAAAAAAUCAGAAAUGAUUUUUUUUUGCCAUUUUCUGUUACUGAAAUCGGUCUGGCAUAGUUAUGUGGAUUUAAGCACUGCUGACUACCGGAGAUAAAAAAACCCCUUUUGUUUCAAGUGAAAUUUUGUAAGUUGGUCAAAGAAGGCCAAACAAUUUAUUUAUUAAUUGUGGUCUACGCAAGGAUAUUUAUAAAUGCUAUUAAAAAUAUGGAACAAACUUGGAAGAAGAAACCCCUUUGAAUCCCUCCAUUUGUUUUCUUCUUUGUAUGAGUUAUGUCAUUAUUGCAUGAACAUGUUUUUGUAUGGUUCUAACUGAUGAUUAGUGCCAUUUGAAAUAACAGGGCACACAAUCAUUUGCACUUGUAAUAUUUUUUGUCAGGUUUCAUGCUUUUAUGUACUGAUAGAUAGAAUAAAUAUCAAAAUAAAAAUGCUAUAUGAA
Mya arenaria is the source of this 5379-nucleotide messenger RNA. RefSeq names its product lebercilin-like. The transcript is spliced from 11 exons. The coding region runs from base 175 to 2565 and encodes 796 amino acids. Gene Ontology annotation, biological process: intraciliary transport. The record is from RefSeq and is a predicted model, not a curated record. Gene Ontology annotation, cellular component: axoneme. NCBI's taxonomy places the organism in Eukaryota, Metazoa, Mollusca, Bivalvia, Myida, Myidae.